UCUCUCUCUCUCUCUCGCCCCUCUUCUUCCUCGGCUCUCGGCAUCCCUCAACACUCAGCAGCUCUCAUCCCGCGACGAGGACCACCACCACCACAGUCGGCAGAGCGGAGUCGGGCGUCAGGACCGCGCCAAAGCAGCCGCAUUUUCUCAGCGAUGCUUUCGUACUUAAGCAAUUAUAAUUGAGCGACACCGUCGUCUGACCAACUUCGCCCGUGUUGCUGCCUCGUGCUCGCUGAAGUUUAAGCCGCAAAGCGAGGCAUGAAGACACGCUCGCUGCUGUCCUCAUGAAUAUUGAUGGUUCAAGCGCUGCUUCUUUAUGUGCUGCGUCUUCUUUGUGCCUGCUCAACUACCUAGCAUGCUUUGCGGCUGCUCAAACUUGGAUGAAGAUGUCUGCUUUUGUUUUGAGGAUUGAGGAUGGCUCACUCACUUUUAACUUUAUAAACUUCUAACGUUGGAUUGAAACACACGAGAAAAGAUUACGUAUGUUGAGUGGGGUGAGUUCAACGAGUUUGUCACGGGAAGCAACAGCAUCUAGAAUGAAAGCGAAGUGCACCAAGUAAAGGAUCCUUAAGGUGUUCUCAAACCUUCUUUGGAGCAUCAUCUCGCGGGACGCUCUGCGGACAUGCCGCCUUUAUUGGACUGAAACGUCCCUCCGCCUCGCAGGGAGAUGGCGGCGGCCAUCGCUAGCUCCCUGAUCCGACAAAAGCGCCAAGCCCGCGAAUCCAACAGCGAAAAGGUCGCCACCAGCAAGAGGCGCUCCAGCCCCAGCAAGGACCCGAGGUCUUUGUGCGAGCGACACAUCUUCAGCGUCUUCAGCAAAGUCCGCUUCUGCAGCGGAAAGAAGAAACCGGUGAGACGGAAACCAGAGCCGCAGCUGAAGGGCAUCGUGACGCGUCUCUUCAGCGAGCAGGGCUUCUUCCUGCAGAUGCAACCUGAUGGAACCAUCAGCGGAAACAAGGACGAAAACAGCGACAACACCCUCUUCAACCUGAUCCCAGUAGGCCUGCGGGUGGUAGCCAUGCAGGGCGUGAAGGCUGGACUCUAUGUGGCCAUGAAUGCUGAGGGCUUCCUCUACACGUCUGACAUCUUCACGGCCGAGUGUAAGUUCAAGGAGUCGGUGUUUGAGAACUACUACGUCAUCUACUCGUCCACGCUGUACCGGCAGCACGAGUCGGGCCGAGCCUGGUUCCUGGGCCUCAACAAGGAUGGCGUCAUCAUGAAGGGAAACCGUGUGAAGAAAACCAAACCCUGCUCGCACUUUGUCCCCAGACCCAUUGAAGUGUGCAUGUACAAGGAGCCGUCGCUGCACGAGCUGGAGGAGAAACUGCUCAAGACGUCGCGCAGCCCAACCAUGAACAGCGAGGAGCGAGCGAGGAGCCCCGAUCGAGCGCAGGCGCAGCAGCAGCAAGAGGACGAGGAGGAGGACUGCACAGAGCAGGAGGGCUCAUAGCCUGCAGCGCUCCGUGCAGGAGGAACUCCCAUGUAACACUCCCACUGUUCAGCACCACGCCGAUGACAACAAAACGCCAUGACGACGGAAACUCCAACAAAAACAAAGAAAAGGAAAAAAAGAAGCAAAAAAAAAAAUCUGAAGGAGGGGGGGAGGGGCUUAUUUAAAAGUACGAAAGAGGACUUUGAUGAUGACGAUCUACAUUUUAUGCAAAAAGCCCCGCUGUGUCGGCGCCAGGGGGCUAGCACAUCUACUCUUCAUCGCCACAUCGUCAUCAUCACCGUCACCCGUGACAACAAAAUGAAGGAGCAAGCGCUGAGAACUGCCAAGCUUUAAGCCAUGUAGGAACAUCACGUCCUUUUAGAACCUACGCACUUUCUUUCAACUCACCAUGCUGCCGCUGCUUCUUCUUCUUCUUCCAAUCCUCUGUGUGCUUCCAUCCUGGUCAGACUUUAUGAUUCAUUAGUGACGUGUCAAAGAGGUCAAAGUGCGUGGCCUGCUUCAUGGAUUAUUGUCUUGUCAUAUUUUCACCACAGUUUGAUCACGUCGCAUCAAAUGUCACUGAAAAUGCUGAGACUGAAAGUUACACCAAAGUGCGGUGUUGACCCUCACAGAGCUUCCAUUUGUCUCCAUCACCAAGCAUGCUUCUGUCAUUUAUUCCAAAAUGUUUACACUACUGCGUCCUCUCAGACCUAGCUACUUGUGACGCACGACUUCAGUGUUUCCCAGUGUAGGGUCCGCCACGUGUCCACGACAACGGCCUUGCUAAAAUUGCUUAAAAAAAAAAAAGACCCUUGGAGCAGGGCUUCUCAACUGGUCUCAUCCUGGGACCUGCAUUUUCCCAUGGUCUUUAACUUUUAUCGAGGUAAAAAGCACGCUAAAUUACUUUUAGUUAAAAUAGCCUUCAAAACGCAUACAUGUCAUUUUUAAAGAAACAAAAAUACACUCAAUGACGUGCAAAUUGUAUUUCAGAACGCAAUAUUAAGAGGAAUGUCAAUGACAAAAAAAAAAUCAAUAUUAAAAUACUUAUUAUUUGUAUAUACCAAGGAAGAAGAUGCCAAUGAAAAAUAUAUUUUCAAAAUAUUAGCAUUUAAAAAUAAAAUAAAAAUAUACUUCAGACUAUUAGAAAAUUACAUGAGAAUAUUUCAUGUCAUUUUCUGCAAUUUUUUAUGUAUAUUAAUUAUUGAAAUUUAUUUAUUUUGAAAAUGUAUUGAAAUACAAAUAUUUUAAAUCACAUUAAAUAUUUGUAUGCGAUUUUCCAAUAGUCUGAGGUAUGUUUAUUUUUUUGUUAUAAUUAAAUUUUAAUGUAUUUUUUUAUUAUUUAAUAUUUAAUUGUAUUAUUUUAUUUAUUAAAUACAAAUAUUUAAAUUGUUUUUUUUGUUGUUUUUUUUUACUUUCUGUCGUUAUCGCACUUUUUGGGUGCCCACCAGUUGAGAACCACUGCCUAGCGUCAGUGGAUGAUACUGCAGUGUGCACGCGGGCCACUAGUGGGUACUGUGACCAACACAUUGCAAAGAGAGGAGUGGGUGUGCACGUGAUGAAAUGUUAAGUAUUGACAACAUUGAUUGUCCGUGGCACUACCGUAGCUCUCUAGGCUGCCAUUUUUAUUGUUGUUGUCUCAACCAUGCACGGCUAACUCCCUGCAAACGUCCUCGCUUAAAACGCCAUCGCUGUCUUAACUUUUUAACAAUUCACCAGUCAGUGGUAGCGCAAAGAGUCAUUAGUGUAAUCCAAAUUACAUUUUUUUGUUGCAUAACAUUUGAGCCUUGGCGUAAGGGUGCGUGAGACACUGGUUCGGAGGAUGAUCAGCAGAGACGUGAGUCGUUUAAAGACACUGGCGUGCAUUCGUGCUGCGUUCAGGGUCCGAUCAGGUGGAACACUUUCAGGCGUAAGUAUUGCAUGACGUGUUGGACAAAAGUUCCUUUUAAACAAUUGAUGAAGACACAAGCGAGUGGUGUGCAGGCAUGCGCUGAUGCAAAAUGCGAUGACAUGAUAACGCUGAGAAUGAUGAGACGGCGGAGGCAGCAUGUGUUCAACACAACUCUUAUGUUUUGGUUGUAAAACGACAAGCAAGUUGUGAAGGGGUGAUGAUGACAUCAGGCUCCUCCAAUCAGCCCGGCCCACCAGGAAGAAGCGACACGUCACUUUUGUGAGCGUCGCUGGAUGUCGGCUGAUGGGAGGACUCGACAUUUUUCGGUCAGCCAACACUGCCACAUUCUUCGUCUUGACUUUUACUUUGUUGCGUUUGACUCAAUGUUUGCAAGGUCAUUUGUGCCAUGUAUUAUUUAUAAAAUAUUGUCUUUCGCCAGGUAACAUUUGACUGUAGAUGACGUUAUGUAGCUGCAAGGAUAUUUUACCAUUUUUAGAUGUUGUGUAGCUGAAAGCAUCUUUGACCGUAUUUAAGUUAAUUUUGAUUCUGUGAGGAAAUACAACAAAAGUUUUACAUGGAAUGAAACCCUUACACAAAAAUGGCAAGUUUUUUUAUCUUUUCAUCCUCAUCUUUUUUCUCGUUUUUUCCAAAAACAAAAAGCUUCAUUACUAUGAGUAUUAGGGCCACAUUGGGGAAAAAAAACUGAGAUUUUGAGAGUGAAGUGGUGAAUUUACAAGAAUAAAGUUGUAAUAUUACGUGUCAGAGGGAAAAUAAAGCAUAGUAGCUCUUCGGGAAAGAAGGAAACAUUCCUCUUGCUUCAGGCAAGCUUUUAUUUAUAACGUGGCAGCAAAACAGAGCAGUUGAGCGCAAACACAUUAGCAUGUCUAGCAUGCCCUUCUCACUUCCGCCCCCUUCACAAAAGAUCACAUAAGUCCCCCCUUUUCAUCGCUGUCUCAGGCAAUGCCUGUAACAUAAAGUUACGAGUUUUUCUCGUAAAUUUACAACUUUAUUCUCAGAAUAUUACAAGUUUUUUCUUGUAAAUUAAGAAAAAAACGGCAUUGCCUGAGACACCUAUGAAAAGGGGGGACUCGUGGCCUUUGUCAAACCUGACUUUUUUUCCUCAUAAAUUUAAGUCUUUUUUCCUCGGAAAUUUCCCCAAUAUGUCCCUAAUACGCCGUCGUACUUUAGAGAUGGUAUGCCUUUCAGAAAAGGUUAAAUGACCUUUGAGUAACCUCCCAUCAGCCCGCCUCGGCUGACACGUGACGCUUCGGCACUCAAAAGGUUUUUCUUGUUGCAAGAGGGGGGGAAAAAGCAGACUAUUUGCAUGUGAAGCCGCCUAAAAGUGAGCGCACAGAUAUCAAUAAAUCCACCUGACAGCUGAAUUGUGAUGCAUGCUUUGUUGUUUGUGUCGCCAUUCUUUCAUUUGAUGGAGGCAACUCGCCCAUCAUUGCCAGUCCACGCCGCCGUCCACUUUUGGGACUGUACAUCCACCGUUUGUGAACGCUCCCCUGUUUUCUGUUCAGUCUGCUUCUUGAAUGGCAUCGCAGCACAAGGUACAUGUUUUAAGUGUACUGUGUGAAAGUCUGCACAAAAACACAGUACUGUAACGUAAGUCGGUUGUCGCUGAUGGCGAUAAACAAGUGGACAUGUUAGAAAGGACUCGCUGUGUGAGGGAUCGGCUUACCUGACAUUCGACAUUUUCCUCAGUUUCUAUCCAUCAGCCUGCUAAUCAGCCAGAGACCCUGGGGUGGGGUGAUGUCAUAACCAAGUGAUGGCGGCAGUUUGUCAGCCAUGUUGAAAUGUGCUCUCAAUUUGCACUCUUUAUUUCUGUUUUGUGUUUGCUAAUGUUUGCGCCUUAUCUGAGACACUUCCAUCUUAAUGCAUCAUGUACUAGAAGUAUCAUCGCAAACGAAGACAUUAUUGAAAAAUUAAACAAAAAAAGAAUGAUACAA
Molecule: messenger RNA, 5272 nt
Organism: Dunckerocampus dactyliophorus (ringed pipefish)
Lineage: Eukaryota; Metazoa; Chordata; Actinopteri; Syngnathiformes; Syngnathidae
Product: fibroblast growth factor 12-like
Exons: 5
Coding region: 668-1450 (260 amino acids)
Biological process (GO): positive regulation of protein phosphorylation; regulation of cell migration; cell differentiation
Cellular component (GO): cytoplasm
Molecular function (GO): fibroblast growth factor receptor binding; growth factor activity
Source: RefSeq, a predicted model, not a curated record